Molecule: messenger RNA, 1698 nt
Organism: Leptidea sinapis
Lineage: Eukaryota; Metazoa; Arthropoda; Insecta; Lepidoptera; Pieridae
Exons: 1
Coding region: 110-1471 (453 amino acids)
Source: RefSeq, a predicted model, not a curated record
CCCAUUGUCUUAUAAACAAUAGUAACGAAUAGAAUAAUAAACACAAACUAUAAACACUAAACAAAUCGAUCAUUAGUCUAUUGCUUGGCUGAACGUCGCGUGGGCAACUAUGAUCCCAGUAAUAGCCCUGGUAACGUUAAUUUCUAGUGUUACUUCUGAGGUGAAAUCUUAUCAACGCCACGUUUAUAUGGCGAGGAAUACGCAUCCAAAUUCUCUGCCAAUAAAUACUGGAUACUACGCAUAUAAGCAAACAAGUGCACCAAGUGAACUAAAUGUAUUUGAAAGUGAUAUUAAUCCAUUAAGUUAUACUCAAGAUAUACCUCAACAGAAUAAUAAAACUAGAAAUAACUCUAAAUCAACAUUCAAAACCAGCUCAUAUAAUCUAGAAAGUCGCAAUUAUCUGGAACCGAAAGCAAACUCUGUCAACAAUAUUGUCAUACGAUAUGACAGUAAUCACCGCCGGGUCGAUGACGAUGAUGUAAGAACUGAUUCCAAAAUGUACGGUGGGUGGCCAUUCUUCUAUAGCAACCCCUACCAGUAUGAACCUAUGCAAUCCAGUUACGUGAAAGAUAAAGCUAAAGACAAACGAAGUGCUAUAACAAAUGAAAAAAUUAUUCCAGUACAUGAAAUAAUUCUAGAUGAUGUGCCUCAAGAAUAUAAUCCAUCACAUGAAAAUAAUGUUGAUAAUCCUAUAUACGGUAAUCAACCAUUUUUUUCAUUUGUCCUCAAUGACUAUUUCGAUAAUAAUAAAGAGGAAGACCCACUUACGUUUAAAGGACUGCAUUGGGGUAAUGAUUUCGAUCAUGAAAAACCGUUCCUUGAUAUUGAGGAAGGUAAGCGAGUUAGACGCUUAGAUGAUAAUAAAAUACCAUAUAAAUCUAUUUAUGAUGACAAUGAUAAACAAUCAGUCGAACAUUUAAAUAGAAUUGCAGAAACAGAAAGUGGUUUCAAUAAGUAUAAUACACAGGGUGGUCAGGCCAAAGGCGAAAAAGAAAGUGAAGAUCAUUCCCUAAGUUAUAGUCAUGAAGGACAAAAUAGCAUGAAGUUAAAAGAUUUUCUGGAUUCAUUUGUUAAUAAAUUUGGCUCAGAAGGACAUGGUAAAGAUACAAACUAUAGUAUAAAUAAAACUCAAGAUAAGGGUGAAAAUAAAAAGGGAUUUAGAAGAGUCUACCAUAAAGAUGAAUAUCAGGAAGAUAAUGAAUUCUUUGAUAACUCCAGUAAUAAAUCAAAGUUAGAAGAAACGGGUGGAUCGAAAAUUAACGUUGGUGCUUCGGAAGGUUUACUUGGGUCUCGCGCAUUUGCAUCGACUGGUAGUAAUGCAAACUCCCUCAACAAAAAAGGAAACGCUGAGAGCCAAAAAUUCUUAAAUAAGAAUGAAAUUGAAAAUAAAAGUACAGGAGCCGACAAAGAUUAUUAUAAAUAUCAUGACAUCGCACAUAUGGCAAGAACAAAUAACGAUGACUAUUUUUAGCACUACGAAAUAUUUCUUUUUUGUUUAUAAUUAUUCACUUCUUACAUUAUUACUUUUAGGCAAAUGAAGACUGAAGAGAUGUGUUAAAGACAAAAAAAAUUACAAAAAUAAACAGAUAUUUUUCUAGACAAAAUGCAAUCACAUCUAGGUCGAAGGCAAUCAUGAUCCAAUAUGCGAAAUCGUACCUAUUAAUGUUCAAGGUGUGUUUUAUAUUAUACAAAAAAUUC